GAUUUGGUUGCAAGUUCCCCACUUCGACCACCCUACGGUCCCUCGUCUGUACGUAUACGCAGUUUGUUGCCUCCGAGCUUUUGACGAAAGGAACUUCAACAUGCAGAGAAUGCAGGAGACAACAUCUAAACCAAAGAUGCCGAAAGGUAAGGCAGGGACUAAGCAAGCCGACAUUAUCUUCUACGGGGGUGACAUUAUCACUAUGGAGGAGUCCGAUGCCAAUUCACUGGGUAGCGCAGCAGAUCCUCCACCAAAGGUCGAGGCCGUGGCCAUCAGUGGUGACACCUUCCUGGAAGUGGGUACCAUGGAUAAGGUCUUCAGGCACGCCGGGAAUAAGACCCAGGUGAUCUUCCUGAACCAGCAGACGCUAAUGCCGGGUUUCAUUGAACCUCACCAGCAUGCCAUACUGUGUGCCCACAUGCGCAGCCAGUAUGUCAACAUCAGUGCCCUUAAAUACAGGUCCUACGAAGAUAUUCGCACCGUGAUGAUGAAAAAGAUAAGCGAGCUUGAGACAGACCCCAGCAACGAGGGCUGGGCCUUUUUCUUCGGCUGGGACGCUGAGCUCAUAUCUGACCUGCCGACUCUCAGCGCCAACUUCCUGGAUACCAACUUCUCUUCCACCACCCCUAUUGUCGUGGUUGGACAGAGCGGUCACGUGGCCUGGGUCAACAGCCCUGCUCUUGAUGCACCGCCACCUAUCGGCAAAGAUUAUGAAAGUCCGCCAGGAGGGACCGUGGUGCUGGAUGCCGAGGGUUAUCCAACUGGCCAGCUCUUUGAGGAGCCCGCUAUCUCGAUCGUCAUGGGGCAAAAAGCCCCUUCGCCCAACGAAAAGAUGAUGACAGAGGCAUUCCUGCAGCAGUGGAAGGCCUACGCUUCUGCUGGUUUGACCACCGUAACUGAUCUUGCCUACAUGCCGAACCAAAGGUGGACGAGAUUCUGA
Messenger RNA from Acanthaster planci (crown-of-thorns starfish), 940 nucleotides. RefSeq lists its product as uncharacterized. The record is from RefSeq and is a predicted model, not a curated record. Gene Ontology annotation, molecular function: hydrolase activity, acting on carbon-nitrogen (but not peptide) bonds. Lineage: Eukaryota; Metazoa; Echinodermata; Asteroidea; Valvatida; Acanthasteridae.